Papaver somniferum (opium poppy) is the source of this 1129-nucleotide messenger RNA. Its product is annotated as putative ripening-related protein 1. The record is from RefSeq and is a predicted model, not a curated record. NCBI's taxonomy places the organism in Eukaryota, Viridiplantae, Streptophyta, Magnoliopsida, Ranunculales, Papaveraceae. The transcript is spliced from 2 exons. Bases 1 to 1035 code for a protein of 344 amino acids.
AUGAAAACAUUCUCAUCACCAUAUAUAGUUUUAGUAGUCCUUGUCCUGACUACAGUAAUAAUAAGUUCUUUGGAAGUUGAAGCUGGAACAUGUAAACCUAGUGGAAAAAUCAAAGGCAUAAAACCUCCGAAAGGUAAAUGCAAGAAAGGUUUUAAUUCUGAUUGUUGUAAACCAGGAGAAUCUUACACAACAUACAAGUGUUCUCCCUCCGACCGUCGAGCUGUUUUGACGAAAAAUAGUUUUGAGAAAGGUGGAGAUGGAGGAGGGCCAUCGGAAUGUGAUAAUAAAUAUCAUUCUGAUGACACUCCGGUGGUAGCAUUAUCAACUGGAUGGUACAACAACGGAAACCGAUGUUUGCACAAAAUAAUCAUUAAAGGCAAUGGACGCAGUGUCGUGGCUAAGGUGGUAGAUGAAUGUGACUCGACCAUGGGCUGUGACGGAGAGCAUGACUAUCAACCACCAUGCCCUCACAACAUCGUCGAUGCUUCCCCAGCAGUUUGGAAAGCUUUGGGUGUUCCUCGUGAAAACUGGGGCAACCUCGAUGUUACUUGGUCUGAUACAUGCAAACCUAGUGGAAAGCUCAAAGGGGUAAAACCUCCACCAGGUCAAUGCAAGACAAAUUUCGGUGCUGAUUGUUGUAAACCAGGAAAAUUUUACACAACUUAUAAGUGUUCACCCACGGACCGACGAGCUGUUUUGACGUUAAAUGAUUUUCAGGAAGGCGGAGAUGGUGGUGGACCAUCAGCAUGUGAUAAUCGAUAUCACCCUAACAAUACACCAGUUGUAGCGUUAUCAACUGGAUGGUUUAACAAUCAGAAACGAUGUCUACGCAAAAUGACGAUCAAAGGUAAUGGACGGAAUGUGAUGGCUAAGGUGGUUGAUGAAUGUGACUCGGCCAUGGGUUGUGACAAGGAGCAUGCUUAUCAACCACCAUGCCGUAAUAAUAUUGUUGAUGCCUCCCCGGCAGUUUGGAAAGCGUUGGGUGUGCCUCGUGCAAAGUGGGGCAACCUGGUUAUCACUUGGUCAGAUGCUUAGAUAUACUUAUUUAUGUUUAUGUAAAAUAAAACCGGGUUCUGUGAAUUUGGGAGUAUCAGAAUUUGUUGCAGGGUUUUAGGCAGUAUUGUGGUGC